AUGGCUGAGCCGGUAUACAAUGCAUCCAUGCCAAAGGGUGGCGAUCCAACCAAGGUUGAUGUGAACGCCCAAUAUGUCGGUUUCGAGUACAACUAUGUCUACAUCACAACGUGUGCGUUCAUUGUCUGGUUGAUCAUCCCGGGCAUUGGUUUGCUCUAUAGCGGUCUGGCACGGAGAAAGUCGGCAUUGGCGUUACUCUUUCAAUCUCUGAUGAUUGUUGCGGUUAUCACAUUCCAAUGGAUGUUUUGGGGUUAUUCGCUGGCGUACUCCAGGGAUGGAGGGCCUUUCAUCGGCAGCCUUAAGAACUUUGGCUUGAUGGAUGUCAUGGUGGCUCCCUCGCCCGGUUCCCCCGUCCUUCCAGAAAUUGUUUUCUGCUAUUUUCAACUUCUAUUCUGUGUUUGCACAGUCUUGAUUGUCGUCGGUGGAUCCUUCGAAAGAGGAAAUAUCCUGCCAUCGUUAAUCUUCAGCUUCUUUUGGGCAACCAUCGUCUAUUGUCCACUUGCCCGCUGGACUUGGAGCAGCAGCGGAUGGCUCUAUAACCUACCCUCUUUGGAUUUUGCAGGUGGUGGUCCAGUCCACAUCGCUUCGGGAUGGUCCGCCCUCGCAUAUGCACUUAUCCUGGGAAAGCGAAAGCACCAUGGAGAACCAUCACAUGGAAAGCCACAUAAUACUAGCAUGGUAUUUCUAGGAACUGUCCUGAUUUGGUUCGGGUGGCUGGGAUUCAAUGGUGGAUCCAGCCUCGGCGCCAACAUGCGUGCCAUGCUGGUCGUGUUCAACACCAAUGCAGCGGCUUCGAUCGGGGUCUUGGGCUGGGUUUUGGUCGACUUCAUCAAACACAAAGGGAAAUUCUCCCUGGUAGGAGCCUGCGAAGGAGCCAUUGCCGGUCUGGUCGGGAUCACACCAGCAGCUGGAUUUGUCUCCGUCUGGCUUGCAGCAUGUAUCGCCUUCAUAACCAGCGUUGUAUGUGCGCUUUUGCAGGACGUCAACGACUGGCUCAACAUUGACGAGGGACUGGAUGUUUUCAAGCUCCACGGCGUGGGCGGCAUGGUGGGAGCUUUCCUAACCGGCAUCUUCGCAAGCGAGUCCAUAUCAUCUUUAGACGGCGCGACCUUUUCAGGCGGAGCGAUCGACGGCAAUGGAGUUCAAGUUGGAAAACAACUGGCGGAAGUGUGUGCCAUCUCGGGAUAUUCUUUUGCAGUGACGUGCAUUCUGCUGUACAUUCUCAAAUUCAUCCCGGGGAUGAAACUGCGGGUAGAUGAGACAUCGGAAAGGGUUGGACUGGAUCGAGCUCAAUUUUUCGAUGAGCAGAUAGGGGACUGGACCAUGUUUGACAGCACUUCUGGAGUGGUAUUUGGGUCAACAAGUGAGACAAUGGUGGGUGUCCACGAAGCCAAGGAUGAGCAACAGUCGAGCGAUAAGUCGUGAUACUGUAAGUGUACUACCGUUGGUUAGUGCUGUAGCUUGUUAUUAUUUUGAGCAAUAAUCUGUUUCUGUGGAGCACUAGAGCACUAGAGCCACAUUCCAAGUCGUAGCCGCUACCCAUGACAUCUGCCAUGGACAAAGCCAAGCCCACCUAAUCGCAGCGUAAACGAUCAACAGGGUAGUCGGCACUGUUAUCAAAGUAAUCAGGGUUAUCAGAC
Aspergillus wentii DTO 134E9 is the source of this 1640-nucleotide messenger RNA. Its product is annotated as ammonium transporter. Gene Ontology annotation, cellular component: plasma membrane. Gene Ontology annotation, molecular function: ammonium channel activity. The transcript has 5 exons. The record is from RefSeq and is a predicted model, not a curated record. Gene Ontology annotation, biological process: ammonium transmembrane transport. Bases 1 to 1425 code for a protein of 474 amino acids. NCBI's taxonomy places the organism in Eukaryota, Fungi, Ascomycota, Eurotiomycetes, Eurotiales, Aspergillaceae.